UUUUUUUUUUUUCACUUUUAAAAAUCAAAGUGUACAGUUUAUUAUUUAUUUAUUUAAAACGGUAUUUGGGUUUGAAAAAGCUUGGCUCCUUAUCCAAUGAUGCGCCAAUCGAGACGUAGCCUAAGUAUAAGAGAAGACUAUGAAAAAAUAUUAAUGUUAAUUAAAUGUUAACAUUUAUGUAAAAAAAACAAAAAAACAACCGAACUAUAGAAAAAUAUAUUAUUUUCAAAGGUUUAGUCUCGAUUAAUUAAUGUUUCAUUAUCUAAUAUUUCUAAAACAAUCGUUUGUUUUGGUUGUUUGAGUUGCUUUCUCUUGUGAUAUCUGGCAACACUUAAACAGAUCUCUUCCGUUCAUGUCUAAAUUUGUUCAAAACCACCUUUUUUUAGUUUCGUAUAUUUACAAUAGGCUAUAAUUUUAAUCGUCUUCUUGAAACAUAGCAAACAGUUAAGGAAGGGUUGAUGAGAAAGUUUCCUGUCCUUAUGAACUUUCAUGAGCACAAUAGCCUACUUGGACUUCCGAGAAAGUACAGUCCGCGUUUACAGCCUAUGCAAAGUGAAAGCUUGCAUAAAGGUCGUCUAAAGGUGCACGCUGUUUGCUCCCUGUAGAUGUGUUCAACUGUGGGUUACAGUUUUCUCAGCCUAACUACAUACCUGCGGUCUUUGCAAAACAAUGGACUUUCAAAAGUAUUUGGCACGUAUCGGCUGUUCGGGUGCAUGUCCUCCGACACUGGAGACAUUGCGAUACGUUCAUCUGAGUCACUUAAUGACCGUCCCCUUUGAGAAUCUCACUAUUCAUAUCGGAAAACGGGUCAGGCUUGAGUUGCCACUUUUAUAUGAAAAAAUCGUUGUCAUGCGGCGCGGAGGGUUCUGCUUUGAGAAUAAUGGGCUCUUCUCAUGGCUUCUGUCUCAGAUGGGCUUCGACGUGACUGUUCUCUCCGGUCAGGUCAGGAAUCGGUUCACCGGUGCUUACGGACCUCCGUUUGACCACUUCAUCAUGAUGGUGAAGCUGGAUGGACACAGAUGGCUCUGUGAUGUAGGCUUCGGCUCCGGAUUCCAGCUCCCUCUCUCUCUGGAGACAGACAGUCCUCAAGUUCAGAGCCACGGGGCGUAUCGCCUCAGAUCUCAGGGAAACUUCAUUUUCAUGGAAGUGAAAUCUGAGACUGAAGUGGCAGGGGUUGGAGAGGAAUGCUGGACGGAACAGUACAAAUUCACCCUGGAGCCACGUGAAAGAGAUGAUUUCAGAGCCAUGUGUGAUUACCAUCAGAGUUCUGCUAGCUCGAUUUUCUUCUGCAAGUCUCUCUGUUCACUCUUACUGCCCACUGGAAGAAUCACAAUCAUGGGCCGCAGACUGAUUGUAACCAGUUUGUCCUCAGUGGAUGGACAGCAAGAUACAAAAACCACAAGAGAUCUUUCAGAUGAAGAAAUCACAGAGUUGUUGAGAGAAAAGUUUGGAAUUGUUCUUCAUUGUCCACUCACUCCAAAAGAUGUUGAGAUUGUACCACCACCAGUUACUUAUUAAGGAGUUAUUUAAACACACAAGGCAAUAUUUAAUUAUGAAUUAAAUUACUUUGUACUCUAAGUCUUGUAACAUCACUCAGGGCAUUAAUGUAGGCUAUUUGUAAUAAUUUUUUUGUAGAUUAAGAUGUUGAAAGCUAUUCUUUGAAGUGCUUUUUCCAAUGAGUAAAAAUAAUUUUAAGGUCAUUUAUAUUUAACCAUCAGACAAAAUAUGUCUUCU
This is a messenger RNA of Onychostoma macrolepis, 1734 nucleotides long. Its product is annotated as arylamine N-acetyltransferase, pineal gland isozyme NAT-3-like. Bases 670 to 1518 code for a protein of 282 amino acids. NCBI's taxonomy places the organism in Eukaryota, Metazoa, Chordata, Actinopteri, Cypriniformes, Cyprinidae. The transcript has a single exon. Gene Ontology annotation, molecular function: acetyltransferase activity. The record is from RefSeq and is a predicted model, not a curated record.